AUGGUCACAUGACGAUGUUGUGGGUAUAUUACUCCAAAUGUCUGCGCUUGUUCGCUUCUAUAGAGCUCUGCAGCACUGAGAGAGAGACAGUUUCAGUGCAUGCUUCAGUGUUUCACUCUACCUGAAAGUUUAAUUUAAUGCAGGUUUGAUGACACUUUGACAGCUGAGAGAAAGCCUGGAGUUACAGCCUCAAUACGCAACUUUUUGAGGGGAAUUAUGAGAAACGUGGAGCUGUGACUUUUUAUUUUUUCAAUUUCCAGUUGACAGUUGACAAGGAGGAGAUGGAGAACAAGGCCAUGUAUCUGAGCACGUACGAGGAGAGAGAGAGCGGCUCCAUGUAUGAAGAGGCCUACGAUGGACAAAACUUGUCCAAACUCAACCUGUGUGAUGAAGGUUCUGGUAAGCGUCGCAGGAAGCAGGAUCAGUGCUGCUCUCACCUGAACUCCCUCUCAGCCAUCAAGUACGCCAUCGUCUCCCUCUACAUCCUGGUUCUUCUCACUAUCUUCGGACUCUGCCUGGCAGUCUCUCGCUCCCAGGUGUCUUCCCAGCGGCAGGAGGUGUUGAUGGAGAACGUGACCCGGAUGUCGGAGCGCUCUCGGCUGCUCCAGCAGAACCUGGGCGAGGCGUCCACUCAGGCUGACCUGCUGGAGAACAUCUGGAAACUGGAGAAUCUCUUCCACAACCACAGCGACUGGCUGCAGCGGCUGGAGAUUCUCAUCAAGGGCCUGGAACUGGAGCUGAGGACCAUGCAGGCUCACUCCCUCCAGUCAGAGGGCUACCUGGUGCAGCUAGACGACAGGUUGUCCUCCCUGAGCAGCUCCGCCAGCAGGAACCUGACGGGCUUGAAUGCAGAAGUGUCUCGAGCCUCAACCUGGCUCCAAGACCAGAACCUCCUAGUCAGGGAAACUUCGGGACAGGUGAGCAGACUAAGAGAGAAACUGGACGAGGUCAACUGGACGGUGGGAGCUGUCAAUCACACCGUCAGCAAUGACAUCAGUGUUCACCACCUGAAGAUACAAGACUUGCAGAUCCAGAUCAGCAACAUUACAGAGGACACCAGCAGUUUAUGGGUGACCCACGUCCACACGGAGGCCCAACUGAGGAACGAGAUGGAGAUCCUCAACACAAUCACAGAGGACCUUCGCCUGAAGGACUGGGAGCACUCCCUGGCCCUGAAGAACCUCACCAUAUUCGAAGGACCUCCAGGGCCAAAGGGAGAGAAGGGUGAUACUGGACCACUUGGGGCCCCCGGGGCUCCUGGGCUGACAGGCUUAAGAGGUGGGUACAACCAGACCAACAAGAUCUCCAACCUCAACAACAGAAUAGGUCGGUUUACAGGAGAAAAAGGGAUCCAGGGAAACCGGGGAAUUAAAGGGUCGGCUGGACGUGACGGUUUUCCAGGAGAAAAAGGAGACGUUGGCCCUUCUGGUCCCAGAGGUGACAGAGGAGACAGAGGGUUCAAGGGGGAGAAGGGCGACCGAGGAGACCGAGGAGAGAAAACAGGUAAGAAAGAAAACAUGGAGGAGACCCUGGUGCGGCUGGUGAACGGGUCGGGUCUUCAUGAAGGUCGCGUGGAGGUCUUCCACGAACGCCGCUGGGGGACGGUGUGUGACGACGUCUGGGAUAAAAAGGACGGAGACGUGGUGUGCAGGAUGCUCGGAUACAGAGGAGCCGCGGAGGUCCAUAAGACCGGGCGCUUCGGACAGGGUACUGGUCUGAUCUGGAUGGAUGACGUAGCGUGUGUCGGGAACGAGGACACCAUCCACCAGUGCAAGUUUUCAGGCUGGGGCAAAACCAACUGCGGCCACGUGGAGGACGCCGGCGUGACGUGCCUCGUCUAAAACCUUCCUGAUCCUGAUUCACUGCUGCAGCUUCUCCUCAAACACUGCCUUAAACUCCUAAAAAGCUACAAGUUGCACAACGUCCCGCCCUCGCCCAGAGGAGUCACAUUAGCAAAACCUCCACGUUGUGCAUGAACUAAAUCUGCAGCUUUUUCAAGAGACAAGACUGAAUGAUGGGAGCAAAGAAAAUGCACAGAUUUUCAAACUUUGAGCAACCAUAAGAGCUGGAGAUGAUCGCACGACAGGACUGAAUUUCAGAGCUCGUCUAUCUUCUAUGAAGGCUGAAAGUCCGCUUCCCAUCAGCCCUCGGAGGCUCGUCUGGGGUCAGAUUUGCAGUUUCGACCUCCAGUGUGGAUUAGAAGUUCAUCACUCCAGAGUCUUAAUUCGUCUCCAAGUUUUCUGAGGAGCUGAAACAUAGCUGGCACAUAAAGAAACUGACUGAGAAACUGAUUCUUCAUCUACAGGCAGCUGUUCUUCACGGUAUUCUGCAGCAAUGGCUUUUGAGUGAUGCUAAACAUACACAGUGUUGCCUUAUUAUGCAUCAUAUAGCGUUACUUAGUGAGCAGCAGUUUGAUGGUUUGCAGGUCAAAAGCUGGCGAGUUCAAACUUGAGUUUUCUGUAAACAAAGAACAGUUGAGUGUUACUCACAAAAACACAUUGUGUAUCCUGUAGCUCUAACAAGUGUUAAGUACAUUUCCUUCCUCAUAAAACAUUUGCAAACCUGAUUUUUUUAAAAAUAUAUUUUAAAACAAGCUUUUUUUACAGCUUUGUUUGCAAGCAAGCAGUCUUCCAUCAGCACCGUUCCCAUUCCGUUUUUUCAGUAUAUCAACAUUAUGUGCCCUGCAAGAAAACAACAGUCUCUUUUGCAGGUUUCCAUGUCGAUUUACACUCAAAUUUUUCACUGUGAUACGACAAACUUGCAACUUCCCAAAUGCAGAUAAUUGUAGACUCAGUCUGUCUUCAAAACGUUGUGCCCUCUGACCCCGUCACAUCACUUUACUGCCCAUGCUUUUCCUGCGUGCAUUCUCAUCCAAACUCAUCAGACACCUAUGCAUCAUGACCCUCAGCAUCUCAUACUUUGCUUCGGUUUUGGCCUCCGAUCAGCCUUGAGCAGACCAUCUUGCUAUCUAUCUACUUGACUACAUUUUGAGGCAAAUAUUGUACUUUUUACUUCACUACAUUUAGCUGACAGCUUUAGUUACUUUUCAGGUUGAAAUUGAACAUAAAAACAUGAUACAUUUGAAGUGAUUAGACUUUUUUUUUUAAUCAAACCUUAUUACAGUAAAUUAAGUGGUUAAAAUGAGCCCUAUUUUUUACAAAAUUAAAAUGCUGCUUACAUAAAAGCAUCAAUGAUAACAAUCCAAUAAUAUUACAAUCUCAGUGGGUCCAUUCUGGACAAUGGGUACUUUUACUUUUGAUACUUUAAGUACAUUUUGAUGCUGAUACUUUUCUACUUUUACUUCAGUCAGUUUUGAAUGCAGGACUUUUACUUGUAGUGGAGUAAUUUCACAGUGUGGUUUUAGUACUUUUACUGAAGUAAGAGAUCUGAAUACUUCUUCCACCACUGAUCUUAUGUCAUUUAAUCGAAGCGUUGAAUAUUAACACAUAUGGGUUUACUUUGCAAUCAAAGGAAAGCCCUGUGCAUCUCAAAGACACAUGCACAGGUUGCCUUGUGCAUCUGUAUCACACGAUGUUAGGAGUGAGACUGUGCUGUCAUAUUCUGUCUAACAGGAUCCUGCAGGAUCUAUGAGGCAUAAGCAAAUGCAUAGUUAAAAGCAAAAAGCAAGUAUAUCUUCAGCUUUAAGCUCAACAUUUAGACAUCUUUUAACCUGCAAAUCACCAAAUCAAUCUUUACUGUGUGCUAUAUAUUUUUUUUAAAUGAAAACAGGGAAAAAAAUGCAAAUAUCAAAUAUUUUUCAACUGAUUAUCAGGUCACUGCAGCUGACAGAUGCAGUGAUUAGGAAGAAGAGAGAACAGAUGUGUAUAAACAGAUGGACACCAGCAACAGUCAGUGUUUACUGCCAAACGUUUGGCUGUUUCAGCAUAAUGCAUAUGUAUGUAUAUGCACACACACACACACA
Molecule: messenger RNA, 3922 nt
Organism: Centropristis striata (black sea bass)
Lineage: Eukaryota; Metazoa; Chordata; Actinopteri; Perciformes; Serranidae
Gene: scara5
Product: scavenger receptor class A, member 5 (putative)
Exons: 12
Coding region: 282-1841 (519 amino acids)
Biological process (GO): iron ion transmembrane transport
Cellular component (GO): plasma membrane
Molecular function (GO): ferritin receptor activity
Source: RefSeq, a predicted model, not a curated record